CAGCUUCACGUGCGAUGGCGACGCGCGUGCAGUUUGAGAACAACAAUGAGGUCGGAGUGUUUGCUCGCCUCACAAACUCCUACUGUCUGGUUGGAAUCGGCGGGAGCGAGAACUUUUACAGCGUGUUUGAAUCAGAGCUUGCGGAUCACGUCCCAGUGAUCCAUGCCAGUAUAGCAGGAUGUCGGAUUAUUGGCAGGUUAUGUGUCGGGAACAGCAAGGGGUUGCUUCUUCCCAAUACAACAACAGAUCAAGAGAUGUUGCAUAUCCGCAACUCUCUUCCUGAUAGUGUCGUUGUACAGAGAAUUGAAGAGCGGCUUUCGGCGUUGGGGAACUGUAUUUGUACGAACGAUUAUGUUGCACUUACUCACACUGAUCUUGAUAGGGAAACAGAAGAAAUCGUUGCUGAUGUUCUCGGAGUCGAAGUUUUCCGACAAACCAUUGCUGGGAACGUUCUUGUGGGAUCUUAUUGCUGCUUAACAAAUCAGGGAGGAAUGGUGCAUCCACGGACCUCAGUCGAGGACCAGGACGAGUUGUCAUCCUUGCUUCAGGUUCCUAUUGUAGCAGGAACUGUCAACAGAGGAAGCGAUGUCAUUGCUGCCGGCCUCUGCGUCAACGACUGGUCCGCCUUCUGUGGGCUGGACACGACCUCGACAGAGAUCUCCGUCAUCGAGAGCAUCUUCAAGCUGAGAAACGCGCAGCCAAGCCGAAUCGUCACAGAGAUGCGAAGCUCGCUCAUCGACGCCAUGCAAUCAUAAUCUCCCACUCUCAUCCC
Guillardia theta CCMP2712 is the source of this 772-nucleotide messenger RNA. RefSeq names its product translation initiation factor 6. Gene Ontology annotation, cellular component: nucleolus; cytosol; preribosome, large subunit precursor. Gene Ontology annotation, biological process: assembly of large subunit precursor of preribosome; maturation of 5.8S rRNA; ribosomal subunit export from nucleus. Gene Ontology annotation, molecular function: ribosomal large subunit binding. Lineage: Eukaryota; Cryptophyceae; Pyrenomonadales; Geminigeraceae. The record is from RefSeq and is a predicted model, not a curated record. The transcript has 8 exons. The coding region runs from base 15 to 755 and encodes 246 amino acids.